CCGUCGUUCUUUCCCGCGGGAGGGAGCGAACGAGGCGGCGCUGAGGGAGCACUGCGCAUGCGCCGCGCCGGCGGGCCUCACGUAACUGUCUCCCUUAGCAACCGCCCGGAAGGGGCGGGGCCUACACCCCCUGCUGUCUUACUGUGGGUGACGUCACAGGCGGGUUGCUAUGACGUCAUCCCGAUGGCCUAGGACUCCAAAACAAUGAUUCAGAAACGAAGGAAGAGCCAAAGAGAAGGAAGAAGGAGAGCUCCUUUUCCAAAAUGCAGCCCAGGAGCUUCAGACCAGGGGGUGCUCUCUGGAUCGUGUCCCCUGCCACGCUGGGGCUCUGGCUUGGCUUUGUGGCUUGUGCUUCUGCCCUGGAUAAUGGUCUGCUGCGGAGGCCUCCGAUGGGCUGGGUGCCCUGGGAGCGCUUUAGGUGCAACACCGACUGCGCCAACGAUCCUGACAACUGCAUCAGCGAACGCCUGAUCAAGGCCAUGGCCGACCGGCUGGUUGAGGACGGCUGGAAGGAGCUGGGCUACCAGUACGUCAACCUGGACGACUGCUGGGCGACGCGCAAGAGAGACGCUCGUGGCCGGCUCCAGGCAGACCCUGGCCGGUUCCCCAGCGGCAUCAAAGCCCUGGCCGACUACGUUCAUUCCAAGGGUUUGAAAUUUGGCAUCUACAGCGACAUGGGCAACGCCACCUGCGCCGGCUAUGCUGGGACCACCCUGGCGACCAUCGAGACAGACGCAAAGACCUUUGCGGAGUGGGGGGUUGACAUGCUCAAGCUGGACGGAUGCUUUUCCAAUUCUUCCACCAAGGCAAUAGGCUACCCAAAGAUGAGCGUGGCGCUGAACAAAACAGGACGGAGGAUUGCUUUCUCUUGCAGCUGGCCAGCCUACGAAGGGGGCCUCCCGCCAAAGGUGAACUAUACUUUACUUGGCAAAAUCUGCAACAUGUGGAGGAAUUACAUUGACAUUGAGGACUCUUGGACCACCCUCUUCCGCAUCAUUGAGUGGUACGGAAAGAACCAGGACACGCUGCAGCCGGCUGCUGGACCGGGGAGGUGGAAUGACCCUGAUAUGCUGAUCAUUGGUGACUUUGGCCUGAGCCAGGAGCAGUCGAAAGUGCAGGUGGCCCUGUGGGCUAUCCUGGCCGCCCCGUUCUUCAUGUCCUGUAACUUGCAGACCAUAUCAAAGGAAGCCAAGGACCUCUUGCAGAAUCCCCUUCUCAUCUACAUAAACCAAGAUCCCCUGGGGAUUCAGGGAAGGCGGAUUUCAACGUCCCUCCAUUUUGAGGUGUGGAAGAGGACCCUGGUCAAUGGCCAGUAUGCGCUGGCAAUCAUGAACAAGGGCACCGAUGGGUCCCCCAGGCCCUUCAUGACCACCCUCUCGCUCCUGGGCAUCCAGGGCUGCAAGGUGGGCUACGAGAUCUACAAUGUCCUGGAGAAGCUCUACCUGCGGCAGUACCAGCUCAACAGUGUCAUCACAUCCGAGGUGCCCCCCACUGGGGUUGCCCUCUUCUUCCUCAAGCCGCUCUGCUGAAGUGUUCCCUUUCCUUCUGGAGCGCCUGCAAGUAUGGCAGGCUGGGAGCCAAGCGGAGGGCAUGGCACCAAAGAGCAGAGAGGCAGCAUGGAGGUGAGGUUUGGCACGGGGCUCAACCAAGAAGCAGGACUUGGAAAGGCCGGCAUCCCUUCCCCUCCUCUGAAUGUAGCGGAGGUAUUUAAACAGGACCCUAAAGGGCUGCACCAAGGAGAAUGACCCAAAACUGCCCCUUCUCCAUUUCCCCCGCUUCAUGGAAAUGCAUUUUGCUCUUUUGAACCACGGAAAGCAACCUGCCGGAAGAAACGUCCAGUGAAGGAGGGCACUCCAAAGACCAGGGUCUCCCACCUGUGUCCAGUUGGGCAGCUGCGCCAGAGGAGCCGUUUGUGUUGUUUGUGGCAAAUGAGGGCACCUUAUCACACACACAUAAUAACUGUGCAAUAAGGCUGCCAUGUGUGAAAUGGGGGUCCCAGUUUGGGAUCCCCUGUGUGUCCCUCCCUCUUUCUGUGCCAAGAUUGUCCAGAAAAGAUGGGGACAAGCUGCAUUCCUCAUCUGCCACCAUGAUGGCAUGGGAGCUACCUUCCCUGCGCUGGGCUUUGCAAAGGAAUUAGGCCUUUUGCCCGCUCUUCCUGAAAUGCUGGAUUUCCCUCAGGUGACCCUUGGUUUUCUUGCCUCUUCCUUUUUGAUGGAGCCACCUGCUUUCCUCUCCAGCAGAGCAAGGGCCUGCAAGCAAAGAGGAGUUUGUGCCUUUGCAGUUUCAGAAGCAACCAUUAGCACAGCCGCAAUGGACCCUAACCAAGAAAUCUGUCUGCCCUUUGGUUUUUCAUUAUUUAAAAAUAAAUCUCUUGUUAUCAGAGGAGGAAGACUG
Sceloporus undulatus (fence lizard) is the source of this 2394-nucleotide messenger RNA. Its product is annotated as alpha-N-acetylgalactosaminidase-like. The transcript is spliced from 8 exons. The record is from RefSeq and is a predicted model, not a curated record. NCBI's taxonomy places the organism in Eukaryota, Metazoa, Chordata, Lepidosauria, Squamata, Phrynosomatidae. Gene Ontology annotation, biological process: oligosaccharide metabolic process; glycosylceramide catabolic process; glycoside catabolic process. Bases 264 to 1529 code for a protein of 421 amino acids. Gene Ontology annotation, molecular function: alpha-galactosidase activity. Gene Ontology annotation, cellular component: cytoplasm.